AUGCGACACGACAGGGCUAGGAAACGAGCCGGAUCUGUUCAACGUCAGCACCUUCCUAAUGUCGAUAAAGACAAGACUUCCACUCUCUUCCAUCCUCUUGUCACCAUGCCCAACGGCCCCGUACCUCUCAUCCAAACCAUGUCUUCCACAACUUCCGAUCCACCAGUGCCAGGCCAAGAACGACCCUAUCCUGAGCCCACCGAGACCGGCAAAGCAUCCUUCCACUACUCAGAAAAUGGCCUCAAAGGCGAAACAGCAUACAAAGUCUGGGGCCACCCUUCCAGCUCCCGCAAAACACCCUUGAUCUGUGUCCACGGUGGUCCAGGGGCAACACAUAACUACCUCCUCCCCAUCUCCCUCAUCCAUCAAGAUUAUGGCAUACCAGUAGUAAUGUACGACCAAGUCGGCUGCGGUCUGAGCACCAGAUUUCGAGACAAGAAGGGUGAUACCAAGUUCUGGACGCCUCAACUCUUCAUGUCGGAAUUCGAGAACCUGUGCUCCCACCUCGGGAUAACAAAAUACUCCUUCCUCGGGCAAUCUUGGGGAGGAAUGCUAGGCGGCCAAUUCGCCAUCGAGCGCCAACCAAAGGGGAUGCAGAAACUCAUCAUCUCUAACUCGCCCGCGGACAUGAUAACCUGGGUGGAGGUAGCCAAUCGCCUGCGUGCCAAGCUGCCUAAAGAUGUACAAGAGGCAUUAACGCGGAACGAGAAGAAUGGGACGACGGAUAGUGACGAGUACCACAAAGCAGUCGAAGUCUUCUACCGUCGUCACGCCUGCCGAAAUGAUCCCUGGCCGAAAGAAGCUCUCGACACCUUCACAGCACUAGAGGAAGAUCCCACCGUUUACGAAACCAUGAAUGGCCCGUCAGAAUUCUUCGUCAUUGGAUCGUUGAAAACGUGGGAUAUCAGGAAAGAUCUACACAAGAUCACGGCGGAGACGGUGCCGGGAGGAAUGCUGAUAAUGAAUGGAUAUCAUGAUGAAGCGCAAGAUGAGACGACGGCGGCGUUUUUCACCAACCCAACGUGCCGGGUCAAAUGGGUGAGGUAUGCGUUGAGUAGUCAUAUGCCUAUGUUGGAGGAGACGGAGAAGUAUGUGAAGGAUUUGGGGACGUUCUUGACGUCGGAGUGA
Recurvomyces mirabilis is the source of this 1128-nucleotide messenger RNA. RefSeq lists its product as uncharacterized. Gene Ontology annotation, biological process: proteolysis. The record is from RefSeq and is a predicted model, not a curated record. The transcript is spliced from 2 exons. Lineage: Eukaryota; Fungi; Ascomycota; Dothideomycetes; Mycosphaerellales; Teratosphaeriaceae. Bases 1 to 1128 code for a protein of 375 amino acids. Gene Ontology annotation, molecular function: peptidase activity.